ACCGUCUACAGCUACGGUACAGCGUUAAUCAAGUGAUGGUUUUAAGUAAUUGUGUUAAAAUCGCGACUCGGCAACUGUAACGGUAGUCGAGGACACGUCUGAUAAAAAAAUAAAACGUGCAAGCAUGUAAAGUUCGUACAAACGAUUGUUAACGAUAACAUUACGGUAGAUAAGCUCUGACACUUCGUCGUCGAAUCUCUUACGUGUUAUUCCGAACAUCCGUUUCGCAAAAAAUCAUGAAAAUCGUUUGACGGCACUUACGCAAUUGCGAUAGUGGUGUGCGUGAUACGUCCGAUCACUUUUGAAACGAAUACCGAGUUUGUGGAAGGAUUGCACCGAUAAGGGGGGCCCCGCAGUCAAAAGACUAAAUUUUUCAUCAUGAGCACUAUGAAGGAAGAGGCAGGUCCUUCAAAACCAUUGGAUUCUGCGACAGAGGAUAAUGAAAAGGAUAAUCGAAUAUUUGAGUGCAACAUUUGUCUUGAUACCGCAAAAGAUGCGGUUAUCAGCAUGUGUGGGCACUUAUAUUGUUGGCCUUGCUUGUACCAGUGGCUACAGACCCGUCCAAUAAGACAAAAGUGUCCUGUAUGUAAAGCUGCAAUCAGUAAAAGUAAGGUCAUUCCCUUGUAUGGACGUGGAGCUACAAAGCAUGAAGAUCCGAGGAAUAAUGUUCCACCGCGUCCUGCUGGGCAAAGGACAGAAUCUGAAAACAAUAUUGGAUUUUUUAAUUUAGGGUUUGGAGAUGGUUCUUAUAUGUCAUUUGGUAUUGGAACAUUUCCAUUUGCAUUUUUCACAUCAACUUUCAAUUUUGGGGAAACACGACCUGGUGCAGCUCCUAGGGGAACACCUCAGUAUGUGGAAGAGCAAUUCCUUUCAAAGGUGUUUCUGUUGGUGGCAUUCGUAUUCAUGUGUUGGCUUCUGAUGGCAUAAUAUUUUUGUUCGACCAUUCUUCUUGCUCCAUAUUUUGUAAUCCUAUCUAUUUGUUAGAUCGACUCAUUACAUUUUUAUUAAUACAUCAAUCUUUCCCCGUUUGUGCAAUCGUUGUUACUCGAUGUAGUAACUACACCUGCUUGAAUAAACAAACGGGAUUUAAUUGUUGUAGCUAUAACAUCUUUACAUGUACAUACAUUUUAUUUUUAAUCUUUUGUGAUCAUAAGAAGAGAAGAAUAAAUUUUAUAUCUAAACACAACACUAUUAAUGUCCUUAUUGGCAAUGUAAAACAGACGUAGGUUGUCUCCUUAUUAUUAUACUUUUGCUAAACAUACGUAUUCAAGCAGGUCGUUUUUAUGAUUUCUGAAAAUCUGAAACCUACUCUUAUAUUUAUGUAUAUACAUAUAUGUAUAAAUAUAUCAUGUUUAGAUAUGUAAGAUAUUACCUAUACAACAAAGAACAUACAUAACAGGUUUUUUGCAAAAACCUAACAAACAUAGUUUUAUUAUAUUAACAUGGACCUAUGCAGGUUUAACAAACUGCUAAUAUAAACAGUGUAUAUAAUCUGCAUAUAUAAGUCAAAUUGAUACUAGAUGCAAAUGAAAGAAAGGUUAAUAACAUAAACAUAGUUUUUAAUUUUUUUCGUUUUUAUUUACAUUAUGGUUCUGAAAAUAAAAAAAAAAGGUAAUUACAAAAUAAUAAAUUAUGUUCUAUAAUUGAAAAAGGUAACUACAAUAAUUUACAUUUUAAUCCGAUAUUAAAUAAGUUAUUAAAAUGGAGGUAAAUUGACAUUCCACGUAUAGUUCUUACA
Messenger RNA from Colletes gigas, 1738 nucleotides. RefSeq names its product E3 ubiquitin-protein ligase RNF185-like. Bases 379 to 927 code for a protein of 182 amino acids. The record is from RefSeq and is a predicted model, not a curated record. Gene Ontology annotation, biological process: ubiquitin-dependent protein catabolic process. The transcript is spliced from 5 exons. Gene Ontology annotation, molecular function: ubiquitin protein ligase activity; ubiquitin-like protein conjugating enzyme binding; metal ion binding. Gene Ontology annotation, cellular component: endoplasmic reticulum. NCBI's taxonomy places the organism in Eukaryota, Metazoa, Arthropoda, Insecta, Hymenoptera, Colletidae.